GUCAGCUUACGCCACGUUAGCUUUACGCAGCUUGUGGAGUCCGCUCAGAGUUUCGAAGGGUGGCGCAGAAGAAAGACCAGCAGGGGAACAUUUUCUUACUCGGCACCGACGAAGAAUCCGAUGGGGAAGAAGCACGAAAGCGGAAGGAGUAAAUCUCGUGCCACAUCCAUGUCAGCUAGCAACAAACCUCGCCCGCCAACUGCCCAAGUGAAAAAUGUCCCGUUAUGCUCCUUUUGCGGGAAACACCAUAUGGGGGAGUGUAGAAGAGCCUCCGGAGCUUGUUUCAGGUGUGGCCAGAUGGGUCACGUGCUUAGAGAGUGUCCAUCACUUAUCACAGGUAAUGCUUCAUCGGUUCCAGCCCGCCCUAUGCAGCCUCCACAGAGGAGGGGGCAAAAUCAUAAUCAAGGAAAUACCACCAACAACUCUGAAACUGUGAACCGGCCACAACAGGGUCGCCCCCAGGCAAGGACCUAUGCGAUGCAAGCUAGGGAGGAGCAACCAGAAAAUGAUGUCAUCAUUGGUUGAGCACGGAACCCGCUAGGAGCACAGGGAUGGAAAGAGGCGUAGGA
This is a messenger RNA of Cuscuta epithymum, 569 nucleotides long. Lineage: Eukaryota; Viridiplantae; Streptophyta; Magnoliopsida; Solanales; Convolvulaceae. The record is from the annotation of a GenBank genome assembly.